Messenger RNA from Ipomoea nil (Japanese morning glory), 1277 nucleotides. Its product is annotated as cationic peroxidase 1-like. Bases 70 to 1029 code for a protein of 319 amino acids. Gene Ontology annotation, biological process: hydrogen peroxide catabolic process; response to oxidative stress. The transcript is spliced from 4 exons. Gene Ontology annotation, molecular function: heme binding; peroxidase activity. Lineage: Eukaryota; Viridiplantae; Streptophyta; Magnoliopsida; Solanales; Convolvulaceae. The record is from RefSeq and is a predicted model, not a curated record.
UCCUUUUACUCUUCAUAUAAUUACUUCCUUAAUUAAUUACUCUUAUAUUGCUAAUAAUUUGAUUUAGUCAUGGCGGCUGUCCUCCGGCGACCGGAACCUUGCUUCUUGCUUGUGUUUUCCCUGUUCCUCGGACUGGUUUCUGCUCAGCUGUCAUCGGACUACUACUCGAAAUCAUGCCCGAAAGCGCUCUCCACCAUUAAAAGCGUCAUAAGUGACGCCGUGGCGAAGGAACAUCGAAUGGGAGCCUCUUUGCUCCGCCUUCAUUUUCACGACUGUUUCGUUAAUGGAUGUGAUGCGUCUAUACUUCUAGAUGACACUUCGACUUUUACCGGAGAGAAGACUGCCUUAGCAAAUUCAAAAUCAGCUAGAGGUUUUGAAGUGAUUGAUACAGUGAAGUCAAAACUGGAGAGUUUAUGUCCGGGAGUUGUUUCCUGUGCAGAUAUUUUAGCCGUUGCUGCUCGAGACUCUGUAGCAGUAUUGGGAGGUCCUUCUUGGGUGGUUCAACUGGGGAGAAGAGAUUCUUCUACAGCGAGUUUAGAUGAUGCAAACAAUGAUAUACCAUCUCCUCUGAUGGAUCUCAGUGACCUUGUUUCUGCUUUUUCUAAUAAAGGCUUCACAGACAAAGAAAUGGUUGUCCUUUCAGGAGCUCAUACAAUUGGGCAAGCUAGGUGUUCAACAUUCAGGACACGGGCCUACAACGAGAGCAACAUCGACGCAUCGUUCGCGACGUCGUUGAAGUCGUCGUGUCCGAGCACCGGCGACGACGACAAUCUCUCCCCGCUCGACACCACCAGUCCGGUGGCGUUCGACAACGGCUUUUUCAAGGCCUUGGUGGACAACAAGGGCCUUCUCCACUCCGACCAGCAGCUCUUCAGCGGCGGCUCCACUGACUCUCAGGUCACGGCUUACAGUAACCGCCCUCUCACUUUCGCCGCCGAUUUCGCCAAAGCCAUCGUCAAGAUGGGGAACCUCAGCCCGCUCACCGGAACCACCGGCCAAAUCCGUACCAAUUGCCGGAAAAUAAACUGAUCGCCCGCCAGCGCGGCGCAGCUUUAAUUUGGGGUGUUUAAUUUGCUUUUCAUGCAUUAUUAGUUUUCUUCUUCUAAAAAGAAGAUUUGGGUGUUUACUUUUCAUGCGUAUUGUGUCUUGUGUGGAUUGCCAUUUUAGUUCUAAGAAAACUUGCCGGAACCGGUGGCCGGAAAAGCUAUUGUAUCCGUUAUUUGUCUCUCGCCCGUCUGAAGAUGAUUGGGCUUUUUCUUCGUCAAAGAAAGGUUAUA